UCCUUCCUCUUCCUACAACCAGAGCCCAAGAACUUCUCUCUCUCUCUCUCUUGUUAUGGUCAAAAUCUACCAGAUUGAUUUCAUCUCAUUCAAGUCCUUGGGAGAGUUUCUGUUUCUUGAUUUUUUGCUUUCGAGAAGCACUUCCUUUUAGAGUCCAACCUUGAAGCCUGAGGUUUCUGAGGCGCUCUGGUCAUCUCACCACCCCCCCCCCCCCUCCCUCCCUCUCAGGCUAUUUGUAAGAUUUUUUUUGUUUUGAUCCUUUUGUUGGUAAGAGAAGUGUGAUUGGAAGAUUUCGUGAUUAUCAAUUCAACCAACGGUUUCUCCAGGUGGGGAGGAGACCAUUACGAUGGAGAGACUUCGGCAGAUUGGAGAGGUUCUGGGGAGCCUGAAGGCUCUCAUGGUUUUCAAGGAAGAAAUUAAGAUCAAUCGAAACCAAUGCACGGUGUUGGUUGAGAUUUACAAUCUUGGGUUCGACGUGAUUGCCGAUGAGAUGGCGCAGAAUCUGAAAUUCGAAGAGAGGUUAACGAAAUGGAAGGUUUUGGAUCAGCCAUUGAGGGAACUUCACAGAACUGUGAAAGAGGGGGAAGCAUACAUAAGGCAGUGCUUGGAGCCAAAAGAAUGGUUAGUCAAGGCAAUUUGCCUUGCACAGAACAACGACUGCGUUGAAUUCCACAUCCAUAACUUCUUCAUGUGCUUUUGUAUUGCCAUGGAAGCGUUAGAAGUUGCAAGCGAGGUUGCGGGUUGUGAUCAGUGUGAGAUUCAGAAGAAGAGGAUUCUCAUCUCCAAGAAAUAUGAGAAGGAAUGGCUGGACAGGAAGCUUUUUCACUGGAAAUUUGGCAAACAGUACUUGGUGACAAAUGAUACACUGAAGAAAAUAGAAGCAGCUUGGAAUUCAGAUAGAAGGAUGUUAUUGGAUGCUAUCGACGAAAAGAGAAAGCUGGCAGGCGCUGGAAUGAAACAGGAAGGCAGAAUCCUGGACAUUCUGCUGAAUAACUAUGAGGGUCUAGAACCGUCCAAAGGGAAGAUGUUCCCUUCAUCGAUACUGGUCGGUUCUAAGGAUUAUCAGGUUAGAAGAAGAUUGGGAAAUGGCAGUCAGUAUAAGGAAGUCCAGUGGAUGGGAGAAAGCCUGGUCGUCAGACAUUUCUUCGGAGAGGUUGAGUCAUUGAUUCCAGAGAUCAGUCAGCUGUCUGCACUAAUGCACCCAAACAUUAUGAAUUUCCUUUGUGCAUUUACUGAUGAAGAAAAGAAGGAAUGCCUUCUAGUCAUGGAGCUCAUGAACAAGGAUCUUGGCAGCCAUAUCAAAGAAGUAUGCAGUCCGAGGAGACGGGUGCCUUUCUCUCUCCCAGUAGCUGUCGACAUCAUGCUUCAAAUAGCAAGAGGAAUGCAGUAUCUGCACUCUCAGAAGAUAUACCAUGGUGAUCUGAACCCAUCAAACAUACUUGUGAAGAUGAGAGGCUCCUCUCUGGAAGGCUAUGUGCAUGUAAAAGUAUCCGGUUUUGGCCUACCAACCGUCAAGAAAUUUGGCCCGCGCAGUCCGACGACUCAAGCAUCCCCUGAUUCAUUUAUUUGGUACGCUCCAGAGGUUCUUGCAGAGCAAGACCAGGGAAGCACAACGAACGCAAGGUACACAGAGAAGGCAGAUGUGUAUAGCUUCGCCAUGAUCUCUUUUGAGCUUUUAACUGGUAAAGUUCCCUUUGAAGAAGGUCAUCUACAAGGAGGCAAAAUGAGUAGGAAUAUAAGAGCUGGCGAGAGGCCCCUGUUUCCAUUUCCAUCACCUAAGUACUUGACAAGUUUAACUAAAAAAUGUUGGCAAGCAGAACCCAGUCAGCGUCCAAGUUUCUCAUCCAUCUGCAAGACCCUGCGGUUUAUCUCUCGUUUUCUGGCACUGAAUCCUGAUCAUAGUCAACCUGAGCCAAUUGCACCAGCAAUUGAUUACUGUGAACUUGAAACAGUUCUUUCAAAAAAUGUAGCUGGAUGGGCACACUCAGAGACCACCCGAGUGGCAGAUGUACCCUUUCAGAUGUUUGCUUACAGAGCUGCAGAGAAGGAAAGGAUAACCAUAAACUUGAAAGACAAAAACUCAGAGUCCGGAAGUGAGGCAUCGGUCUGCGAGGACGACAGCACUCCCACACCAGAGGAUCCUUUUUCUACACCAGUUGCACUGUCUAAUUCACCUUCCAGUUCAGACAACAUCAGGAAACCAUCCACCAAGAAAUCGGGAGAUGCAAAAGCCAGCAAAACCUCAGGACAACAAAACAAAGCGAGAACGCAAAGACCACCUCAGUUAGCAUGCGGCCGAAGUAUGAGGAUGAACUCAGAAAGUCAAUUGCAGCCGAUGGUUAUGAGCCCAAACAGGCGAAGAAGAUCCGGUCAUGUCUCUGAUUCUGAGAUUGCUUAGGAAUAGACAUAAUUUUGUGCUGCUCAAACAAAAUAUCACGAACUCAGAGAGCCAGUUGCAGCCCAUGGCCAUGAGCCAAACAGGCGAAGCUGAUCCGAUCAUGUCACUGAUUCUGAGAUUGCUUAGCAAUAGACAUAAGUUUGUGCUGCUUAAGCAAAAAAUUAUGUGAUUAUCUCCGGUUGGCAAUUUGUGGAUAUUUAACACAAGUUUCCAUGUUGGUCGUUAGCGUUUUAUCUUUAUCGACUUUCGAAAAAGCCCCUUUUAACUGUGAAGCGGGGAGAUGUUAACCUCUGUAUGGAGAUUCGUAUAUUACCAAUCACAGAGAUUUCAGCUUUUGAAAUCUCCCUCUC
Molecule: messenger RNA, 2748 nt
Organism: Nymphaea colorata (pocket water lily)
Lineage: Eukaryota; Viridiplantae; Streptophyta; Magnoliopsida; Nymphaeales; Nymphaeaceae
Exons: 2
Coding region: 347-2398 (683 amino acids)
Biological process (GO): protein phosphorylation
Molecular function (GO): protein kinase activity; ATP binding
Source: RefSeq, a predicted model, not a curated record